AUGACCACCGACGGUCUGUCUGCCGCCAAACUGGCCAUCUAUCUCGUCCUCCUCCAACCUGCCCUUUUCUGCCUGUGGAAGCACGGAAAGACGGGAUUCUUAGGUUGGCUUUUCGUCCAAGCCUUCUGUGUCCUUCGCAUCGUCACCGGCGGCAUUGGCCUUCACGGGAGCCAAAAAGGCGAGGCUGCUCUAAUCCUGGGCAGCAUCGGUCUUUCUCCUUUACUUCUCGCCAUUUCAGGCAUCUUAUAUGAGGCUCGCCGCGCUGUGAAUCCCCGGCUCGAUCGAAAACGCGACGUGAUUCUCGAAAUCAUGUACCACAGCAUCGUGAACCUAGGCAUGAUACUGAUCAUCAUCGCUCUUGUCAAAUUGAAGGACGGCGAUUCGGCGUCCAAGAGUAAGACUAUGCUUUAUGUCGGCUUGGCACUCUCGUGUAUCGCGUGGGGACUUGUCACGCUCUGGGCAGUGUGGUCGAAUCUCAUGGUCCGCGAGUAUUCGUCAUAUGCCAGCAUGCAAACCGUCGACAAUGGCAAGAUUUUGAUCAAGGGUAUUUUCGUUGCUCUUCCCUUUCUCGCCAUUCGCCUUGUUUACGGUGUCGUAUUUCUGCAUCUGCAAGUGACGCACCCGAAUUCCGGAUUUCUCACCUCCCAAGCCGUUCAGAUCUGCCUUAGCUUUCUACCGGAAGUGAUUUGCAUCACCAUCCUUCUCCUCAUUGGUGUCGUCACCCGCUCCUUGCGACCGGACUUGAAGAAGAGGGAGCAGGAGGCAAUCGGACUGGUCUCUGGCCAGGAAAACGUGCUGCACCAACGAACUGAUUAUAAGUGA
Trichoderma citrinoviride is the source of this 822-nucleotide messenger RNA. RefSeq lists its product as hypothetical. NCBI's taxonomy places the organism in Eukaryota, Fungi, Ascomycota, Sordariomycetes, Hypocreales, Hypocreaceae. The record is from RefSeq and is a predicted model, not a curated record. The transcript has 3 exons. Bases 1 to 822 code for a protein of 273 amino acids.